AUGAGUUCACACAGUCCUGGGGGCACUCCAGGCCUGUGGGACAUAGGACAGGCUAUGGGAGUACCUAGGGCUCUGGGGCCAGAGACAGGCUGUGGGAGUGUCCGGGGUCUGUGGGGAACGGAGCAGCCUGGGAGGGUGUCCCAGUCUCCGGUGGUAGCGGGAGCCGUGGGAGAACGGACCAGCGGUGGUGGUGUCCCAGGCCUGUGGGCUAGGCAGCAGGCUCUGGGGGUGCCACCGGCUGAUGCAGUGCGGGGGGCUGUCGAGGAGGAGACCUGCGGUGGGAAUGUCUUGAGCCUGUGGGAAAGGAGGCGGGCUCUGGGGGGGCAAGAGGCUCCGGUACCUGCAGCUUUAGGGGGACCCGGGUCUGUGGAUCAGGAGGCUGGCUGUGGGGCUGCCUCAUGUCUCUGCGUGAGAAGACAGGCCCAGGGGCUGUCUGAGGCAGUGGGGUCGCCAGAGGCAGCAGGUGUGUCCAAGCACAGGAGUGCCCCAGCAGGGGUGCCCACAGCUAUGUUUAUGUCUGGGUCUGGAAGCGUACCUGCCAGGGUGCCUGCCGCUGUGUGGGUGUCUGGCUCUGUGUGUCAGGAAGGCGGCUCCAGGGAUGACUUGAACCUGUGGGGAGAGGUUCGUACUGCCAGGAUACCCUUGGCUUCAGGGGUACCUAUGGCUCCCCAGGAGCUGUGGUCUGUUGGAGAGGAUACUGGUUGUGAGGCUUCCCCAGGAUCAUGGGGAAGGAGACAGAGUGCUAGGGUUCCUGUGGCUGCUGAGGUGCCCACGGCUCCUCGGGUACCUGGUCCCCUGGGGGUGGAAACUGACCCUGGGGGUUUCUCACGCUUGCCAGGGAGGGGACAGACUGCAGGAGUACCUCUGACCGCAGGGGUGUCCACAGCUGCUGGGGCCCCUGGGCCGCUGGUGGGUGAUGCCAGCUCUGGGGGUGGCUCAGGGGUAUGGGGAAGGAGACAGGCAACUGAGGUGCCCACUGCUGCCAGGGCUUCUGGACCUGGGGAUGGGGAGACUGACUCUGAAGGCGUCGCAGGCCUAUGGAGAAGGAGAGCUGACGGAGCUGUCCCUGGGGCUGUCAGGGUACCUCUGUCUUUGGGGGUGCUUGCAGCUGUAGGAGUUCCCACGGCAGGGCGCCGGCCUGCCGCAGUGUGGGUGACUGGGUCUGCAGGAGAAGAACCCAGUGCGGCUGUCUCCAGCCUCACGGCGGGGAGGAGGCCGUCCACAGAGGGCCCCGGGGCUCCAGGGCGGGAGACAGGAGGUAGAAGUGUCCUGGGGUUGCCGGGGGUGGUGUCCUACACCUGUGGGCAUGGGACCAGGUUAUGGAGCUGCCCAAGGUCUGCGGGGGAAGAACCGGACUCUGAGAACGUGCCAGGGUUGUCCAGGACAGGCACGGCUGGGGGGGUGAAUGAAGCCGAGGAAGUGCCCCCGGUUUCAAGGGAGGAGACAGGCAUUGGCCACUUGAGAGAUAAUGCACAGCAGGGUGGGAGGAGACAGGCUGCAGGAGGGUCUAGAAUCAGAGGGAGGGGGGACAAUUUGGGAGAAAAUUGUGAGGGGGAGGACAGAUUGAGGGGUGCAUUCCAGUAGUAUAUAUAUAUAGGGAACAGGUUGGGGGACCCUGGGGCUCUUUGGGAGGGAGCAGGUUGUGGGGGGAUUUGUCCUGUGUUAUGGAUGUAG
Molecule: messenger RNA, 1674 nt
Organism: Physeter macrocephalus (sperm whale)
Lineage: Eukaryota; Metazoa; Chordata; Mammalia; Artiodactyla; Physeteridae
Product: collagen alpha-1(I) chain
Exons: 3
Source: RefSeq, a predicted model, not a curated record